AUGGGAAUUGUGCUUGUUAAAUUAUGGCGCAGACUUACUAGCAAAGAGGAGGUGAAGAUUGUGCUCGUGGGAUUAGACAACGCAGGAAAGACCACAGUUUUAUAUAAAUUAUUACUAAAUGAAGUGGUGGUGACAACCCCUACGAUCGGAAGCAACCUGGAAGAAAUAGUUUAUAAAAAUAUUCGCUUCCUUAUGUGGGAUCUUGGAGGACAAGACUCUUUGCGAACUUCAUGGAAGACUUAUUAUAUAAAAACAAAAGCCGUCAUUAUGGUCGUUGACAGUACAGACAAGGAACGUCUUCAUAUAUUGAGGACAGAAUUGCAUACAAUGAUGGAAGAUGAGAACCUCAAAAAUUCCGUUCUACUGGUGUUUGCCAAUAAACAAGAUAUAAAGGGUGCAUUAUCAGCAGCACAAAUUUCAGAGGCAUUAAAUUUGACAAGCAUGAGAGAUCGACAAUGGCAUAUACAGGCGUGUUGUGCUUUGACUGGCGAAGGUUUAUUUGAGGGUCUGGAUUGGAUUGUCGGUCAAAUCGGCAAUUCUUAA
Acaulospora morrowiae is the source of this 543-nucleotide messenger RNA. The record is from the annotation of a GenBank genome assembly. NCBI's taxonomy places the organism in Eukaryota, Fungi, Glomeromycota, Glomeromycetes, Diversisporales, Acaulosporaceae.